Messenger RNA from Spodoptera littoralis (African cotton leafworm), 2754 nucleotides. The record is from the annotation of a GenBank genome assembly. NCBI's taxonomy places the organism in Eukaryota, Metazoa, Arthropoda, Insecta, Lepidoptera, Noctuidae.
AUGGAGCUGCAGGCAUUGCUCGUGCUGUGUGGGGUGGGGGUAGCCGGUCUCGCCAUGCUGCUCCUUAUGGGGCUGUUCUCAGCCUCAGGCACCAGCUAUGAAGAGGCAAUUGCUCAACAACGCCGAGCCACCACCGAACUACUUGCUCUUGCUGAAAGCAAAAAUAAGCCUAAGAAAAAGGAGAAGAAGGCAAAUAAAAAGUUAGCGAAGAAGGAGAAGAGCAAGGAGAGUAGUGUGGGGAUGACAGGCAGUGAACAGGAGAGUGAGGCACCCGCUGAGAGUGGAGUAGAAGAUGACUCUGUACCCGCUCCUAAGGGACAUGUUGAGUUCAGCUCGGCUGUUGUGGUAGAUGUGCCCAGGGACACCACUCCUAAUGUCAAGAUCCGCAAACGCGGCAAGGAUCCUAAAGUAAAGCCGAUACUGGUAAACAAAGAGGAUCCGAGUUGCGUUAGCGAUCCGAGUGCGCUGCCAGACUCCACCGCAGUCACUGUCGCCAACCACUUUGAGGAAAUGCAUCCUAAAGAUGAGUUUGAGUUGAUGCAUUCAACACUUGUGGCGGAAAAAGUGCCAGAGAAAGAGAAAGUUGAAGAUGCUGUAGAGAAGAGAGAUACGAAAUCAGUAAAGCCAGCUAAGGGCGCAAAGGCUGUGGCGAAGCCCCCGACCCCUGUUGAAGUCCCCAAGGAAGAGCCCGCUCGUGAGCGACACAACAGUGGCGAGUCAGCCAAGGAACAACGCAAAGGUAAGAAGAUUGAGAAGAAACCCGCGGAGGAGGUGGUAGAGAGUCCUCGCGAGGAAGUUGUCCCGCCGCUGAAUGCUCCGCAGCCGAGCGAGCUUACUACCGACAAAUUGCUGAAGCAAGCCCUAGCCAACGCGCCCGUGCCCGCCCCCGCCCCCGCCUCUUCCCCGCCCGGCAAGAAUAAGAAGAAGAAGCCAGAACCUAAUGUCCUUUCACUCAUGGUAGCGGGUGACAGCGGCGGAGUGAACGUGGGCGAGCUGGUGCGCGUCGUGCGCGAGGCGGCGCUGUCCCGCACCGAGAUACAGAUCCUCACCGACGCACUGCUCAACAAGCACCACGACCCUCUGCCGGAGCACUCCGAGUGGACCGAGGGACCCAAUGACCCGAUGCAGAAGUUGAAGAAGCAGUUGGCUGACAAGGAGAAAGCUCUUGCCGAUGAGAUCGAGGCCUCCCAAGCUCUGCACGCCAAGCUUAAGGAGCUGAGGACGGCCCUGAACGCAGAGCGCACGCGUGCGUUGGGCACGGCCCGCGCGGCCGACCAGGCGGCCGCCAACGCGCGCGCCGAGCUGCACACGCUGCAGGCCAGGCUGCAGAGGCUGCACGACGACAACCAUCAGCUCGGCCAGGAGAAACUCAUGCUGCAGUCUAAGUUGGCCGCGGAGGCCGAGGCGCAAGCCGCUCGAGUUCAAAUGGAACUACACAUCCAGAGACUCUCGGAGUCGGAGGCGGCGCUGGUGGCGCAGCUGACGGCGCUGCAGGGCGAGCUGCAGGCGCACGCGCUGGAGGCGGGGCAGCGCGCCAUGGAGCUGGCGGCGGCGCGCGACGCGGCCGCGCUGGCGCAGCAGCACGCCGCCGACCUGGCGCAGCAGCUGCAGGACGCCAACCGCGCGCUCGCAGACCUCGACGCGCAGCGACACGCCGCGCAGCGCGCCGAGCAGCGCGCGCAACAAGAGCGCGCACAAGCUGUAGCAGAGCUUCAGAACGAAGUGCAGAAAGUGGCGAGUCGCGCACAGAUCGCAGAGAACAACCUCGAAUUGUUGAAAGAGGAGUCUGAGAAACAAAAACAACAGUUGACGACUGAACUAGCGUCAUUGCGUGAGCAGUUGACGACUGAAAUAACGUCGCUGCGUGAGCAGUUAGCUGUGCGUGAGACUGAAUUAGCUGAAAUUAAGCAAUUAAAGGCAACUCCAGCACAGAACGGACUGCCCGCCAACGAUCAGCUUAAGGCUGCGGAGCUGGCGAAGGUGGAGAGUAUAGUGGAGUCGCUGCGGGACGAGCUGGCCGCGGCGCAGCGCAGCUCGCGCGACCAGCGGGACCAGGUCGCCCGUCUGCAGGAACAACUGCGCUCCUACCAGGACAAGAACAACGAGUUGCGAACUAAAAACUGGAAAGUAAUGGAGGCGUUACAAUCUGCCGAAAAGGCUCUACAGAUGAAAGCGGCAAGUGCGAUGCCGGCCCAAGACUCGCUGCGCGAGGCCAUCGCGAAAGCAGAAGAGGCGCAGUACAACGAGGUGGCCAGCGUAUUACGCAAGGCGUGUCCCAGCGCGGCGCCGGCCGCGGGCUCGGGCCGCGAUUGGCUGCAGGACUUCGCCAGCAACCUGCAGGCGCAGCUGCAGCGCUCCGCCGACUCCGCCGCGCAGGACCGACUCAACGACCUCAUCCAGCAGAAUGAACAGUCACAGAGCCUCGUCGAGAAAUACAAGAGGAUCAUCGACGACACUGAGGGAGUUCUGAGCCGCCUACAGCAGAAUGUGACGUUAGAGGAGCAGCGAUGGGCGCAGCAGUUGGCAGACAAACAACGCGAACUAGAUGAUCUCAGGCAGCGCACUGUCAUGCAGAUGCAAAAUAAAAUUGACUCAUUACAAGAGGAACUGCAUCAGGCGAAGAAAUCCAACCACAACCACACGUUUGCUGAUGCAGAACGAACUGCCGAGGAAAUACUUAUGGCUGGUUUGUCUGACAAACACAGUGUAGAUGUUAGCAACGGACCAUUACAGGUGGGGCUCGAAGAGAAAUAA